This is a messenger RNA of Penicillium verhagenii, 1569 nucleotides long. RefSeq names its product cytochrome P450. Gene Ontology annotation, molecular function: oxidoreductase activity, acting on paired donors, with incorporation or reduction of molecular oxygen; monooxygenase activity; heme binding. The transcript has 4 exons. Bases 1 to 1569 code for a protein of 522 amino acids. Gene Ontology annotation, biological process: ergosterol biosynthetic process. The record is from RefSeq and is a predicted model, not a curated record. Lineage: Eukaryota; Fungi; Ascomycota; Eurotiomycetes; Eurotiales; Aspergillaceae.
AUGGGUCUCUUUUCUAGUUUUCUCGAUACGUUCUGCGAGCAUUGCUCCAGCCAGUCCAUCUAUACCCUGGCUGUAGUCGGCAGUUUGUCCUUUAUUGCACUGUCCGUCGUUGUCAAUGUCUUGCGCCAAUUACUCUUCAAGAACCCCCACGAGCCUCCAGUGGUCUUCCACUGGUUUCCCUUUGUCGGAAGCACAAUUAGCUAUGGAAUGGAGCCAUACAGGUUCUUCAAUGUCAACCGCGCAAAGUACGGUGAUAUUUUCACUUUCGUUCUUCUCGGCAAGAAGACUACCGUUUAUUUGGGCACCAAGGGCAAUGAGUUUAUUAUGAAUGGAAAGCUGCGCGACGUUUGCGCCGAAGAGGUUUAUUCGCCACUGACAACCCCUGUUUUUGGCCGCAAUGUGGUCUAUGAUUGCCCCAACUCCAAGCUCAUGGAGCAGAAGAAGUUUGUGAAAUUCGGCCUGACUUCCGAGGCCCUUCGGUCCUACGUUCCCCUGAUCACCAACGAAGUCGAUAUGUUUGUCAAGAAAUGCCCUGCAUUCCAAGAGUCCAAGGGUACUUUUGACGUUUCCAAGAUCAUUGCCGAGAUCACCAUUUACACUGCUUCGCGAUCCCUCCAGGGCAAAGAAGUGCGCGACCGCUUUGAUUCUACUUUUGCCGACAUGUACCACGAUCUUGACAAGGGUUUUGCGCCGAUCAACUUUAUGCUCCCCUGGGCCCCGCUCCCCCACAACCGCAAGCGCGACGCUGCGCAGAAGAAGAUGACCGAAACAUACAUGGAAAUCAUUCGUGAGCGUCGUGAGGCUGGUGGCAAGAAGACUGAAGAAGAUAUGGUUUGGAACCUCAUGUCCUGUGUUUACAAGAACGGUACCCCGGUUCCCGACGAAGAGGUGGCCCACAUGAUGAUCGCACUCCUGAUGGCUGGACAACACUCUUCUUCAUCCACCGCCGCCUGGAUUGUUCUCCGUAUGGCAACUUGCCCUGAGAUCAUGGAUGAGCUUUACCAAGAACAAAUCCGAAUCCUGGGUGAGGAUUUGCCUCCAGUCACCUACGAGAACCUCCAGAAGUUGGACCUUCACGCCAAGGUCAUCAAGGAGACCCUUCGCAUUCACGCUCCUAUCCACUCUAUCAUUCGUGCUGUCAAGAACCCCAUGCCUGUGGAGGGAACACCUUAUGUGAUCCCCACCACCCACAACGUCCUCUCCUCCCCCGGUGUCACUGCGAGAUCGGAGGAGUGCUUCCCGGAGCCUUUGAAUUGGAACCCUCACCGCUGGGAUGAGGUCACCGCGCCCAAAGACGAGGACGAGGAACAAAUUGAUUACGGCUACGGUAUGGUCAGUAAGGGUACCAGCAGCCCUUACCUCCCAUUCGGCGCCGGCCGGCACCGUUGCAUCGGCGAACAGUUUGCCUACGUACAGUUGGGCGCUAUUCUGGCCACAUUGGUCCGCCAAUUCAAGUUCUCCAACCCUACCGAUCGUACUGGUGUUCCCGAUACCGAUUACUCAUCUUUGUUCUCCAAGCCAUUGGGCAAGUCAUUUGUCCGUUUUGAGAAGCGUGGAACCAAGGAAUAG